Messenger RNA from Rangifer tarandus platyrhynchus (Svalbard reindeer), 468 nucleotides. Lineage: Eukaryota; Metazoa; Chordata; Mammalia; Artiodactyla; Cervidae. The record is from the annotation of a GenBank genome assembly.
AUGAGAGGUACGCACCUUGGAGCUGCCAAUCUCGCAGGCGCGGGACUAGUGGGGGCUAGGCUAGGGGCGGGGCCUGGUUGUCCGUCACGUGGCGUUGCCCACCCAGGCGGUGGGAACCACGUGAUGGGCGGGGCGAGCCCGCAGGGGCGUGGCUGCCUCCAGGGGCGGGGCCGCGCGCCAAAACGGGACAGUUCCAGGAGCUUCCAGUUGCCGCCUGACAGAGUACCUCAGCCGCGGCGCCGGCCGCCAGGGGGCGCCAGGCAACCUGGUCACCGCAGCCCCAGGGUCCUGUCACGCUCCGGCUUGCCUCCCCUGACCACCCCGUGUCCUGUCACCUGCUGCUCUCCCGGUGCACCGUUUGCCCACCAGGGUGGCCCCACGUGGCAAGACGUCCUAAACCUGCGUGAACAACCUGAGACAACAGAGAUGUUCCUGAGACCGAAGGGCUUCUCUCCGGAAGCCAGAUGA